Messenger RNA from Rhodofomes roseus, 1978 nucleotides. RefSeq lists its product as uncharacterized. Lineage: Eukaryota; Fungi; Basidiomycota; Agaricomycetes; Polyporales; Fomitopsidaceae. The transcript is spliced from 3 exons. The record is from RefSeq and is a predicted model, not a curated record. The coding region runs from base 146 to 1978 and encodes 610 amino acids.
CCGCAGAUCGGGAUCGCAGCGUCGUAGAACGGGCUUGGGAGGAGUGCAGCAGCACGGCUGGGCGAGGGGCCCGCAGCGGGGAUGCGGCGGCACGCCCCGCGCGAAGCCGCAAACGCAGUGGAUCGACUCGAGAAGACUGCCUUUUAUGGGCAGGAGCAGCAGGCGGCGUGAGGGGUGGGGAUUCGCCCGUGCCUGCCCCGGAUAUUCGCAGAAAUCGCAAGCUCGGGUUGCCCGCCGAAGCGCACGCGUGGAUGUGCCCUCGGUGCGCUGCGCCUCCCGCGUCCCUCAUAUACGCCCGCCACCCUCCCUCAGCCUCCCGCCCCCGGCCCCUGCUGCCAGCAGUGUCUGUCCGCUCCACGCCCGCCACCGUCCCGAUCGCCGUCUGUCACCUGCCCCGAUGUCCCUCCCCCACUUUGCCCACGACCGCGCCACCGCCAUGGCCUACUACAACGACGGCAGCGCGAUCUACAGCGGCGUCCAGCACUACUACCCGCCCGGCCCCAGCGUGAGCCCCGUCGAGCACGACGACUACCCCGCCGGUGAGGCGUCCUACAUUCCCGAGAGGCCGCACUGGCAGGCCCAGAUGUCCCCGUCCUCGUCGUACACCACGUCCGUCCACCCCUCCGACUACUCGUCCUCGUCUUCCCAGUCCAUGACUUAUCCGUCCGCGUACGCCGCGGCCUCCCAGCGCACCGGCCUGCAAGACCCCUUCGCCGCGUCCCCCUCGUCGUCCGCCCGCACCUACGCCUCCCCCUCCCUCUCCCAGUCCUCCUCCGCCACCACGCCCACCCUCCCCCACCUCCAACGCGUCUCCUGGGCCCCCGGCCAAGCCCCCGCCAGCGCGCUCUACAUCGUAGACCCCGAUCCCGACGCCGACGCCGAGCCCGCGCGGGCCUACCCGCAGGUCAAGACGGAGGAGGAGGAGCUCGAGACCGGCUUCAUCUUCGAGCUCGCGUCGGACACGCCGCCGUCGCUCGCGACGAACCCCCUGCUCGACAGCAUGCCCGAGGUGCCCCUCCGCGCGACCCAGGCGAGCAAGGAGAUGCGCCGCCUCAUGGGCGCGUUCCGCCUCGACCCCUUCGCGAUGCACAACGGCGUCAAGAGCGCCGCCAGCCAGAGCGUCCCCGUCGGCAUCGAGGUCGGCCCCCUCCGGGAGCCCCCCGUCAUGUUCGAGUGGCAGGCCGAGCUCGACUGCCCCCUCGUGCCCCAGAGCCCGCGCUGGUCCCCGGACUCGCAGAUGCAGACGUACGACGAGGAGGAGAUCAAGUGGACGCCCGCGCCGUCGAUGGAGGGCUAUGGAGACGUGUAUAACAACGGCGACGACAUGGACGCGGAUGUCGCGUUCCAGCCGGUGAUGACCCCCGCGCAGGCCGUCGACUGGGGCGUCGGCUACAGCGAGCAGCAGAGUAUGGUCCCGACGUCGUCGGCAUACCCCGUGCAGCCGCUCUCAGGCAUCUUCAACCGAUCCGCACACGCGUCCUCAUCGCAGGCGUCGAUAUCCCGCUCCCUACCUUCCCUACCACAGCCCCAGUCAUCCAUCUUCUACCGCCAAGCCCAAAACUACUCGCUCGCCUCCCCCUCGCACGCCCUCCCCUCUCCCACCGCCCUCGCCUCCCCCCCGCUCUCCCACUCCAGCUACGCACAACGCAGCGCCCCAGACCUGUACUACCGCCAGCACCACCAGCCCGCCCAGCCCGCCGCCUCGUCCGCCUCCGCCGCGAUGCGCGUCUCCGCGCUCAUGUCCCCCGCCGCGCCGACCCUCGCGCGCCGCGCGCCGCUCGAGUACCCGCAGACCCAUGGCGCGUCGGACCCCGCGGCGCAGUACGCGAGCCCGAGCCCGCCGUCGUUCUCGAGCGGGAGCACCGCGGGCGGCGGUGGCGGGGGCGGGGGCGCGCGCUACCGCGGGGACGACUCGCUGGCCUGGUACCGCCGCUCGGCGCUCGCGCUCGAGGCGUACACCGCGUCGGCGUGCACAUGA